Molecule: messenger RNA, 2610 nt
Organism: Aspergillus ruber CBS 135680
Lineage: Eukaryota; Fungi; Ascomycota; Eurotiomycetes; Eurotiales; Aspergillaceae
Product: beta-glucosidase
Exons: 4
Coding region: 1-2610 (869 amino acids)
Biological process (GO): glucan catabolic process
Molecular function (GO): beta-glucosidase activity
Source: RefSeq, a predicted model, not a curated record
AUGGCGCGCCUUUCCGGGUAUCUGACCUUAGUCUCUCUUUUUACUUCUUUCACUGGUUUUGCUUCGCCGUUGGCAGACACUCCUUUGAUCGCGAGAGAUUCGGAUGAUGGGUAUGCGGCUAUUCCGUAUUAUCCCGCGCCCAAGGGUGGAUGGGUUUCGUCCUGGUCUGAUGCGUAUGAGAAAGCGCAACAGGUCGUCAGCAAUAUGACCCUGGCCGAGAAAGUGAACCUGACCACAGGUACGGGGAUCUUUAUGGGGCCUUGCUCAGGGCAAACAGGCAGCGCGCCGCGAUUCGGAAUUCCAAGUCUCUGUUUCCAGGACUCUGCGCUGGGUGUUGCCUCGACCGAUCACAUCACGUUCUUCCCCGCCGGUAUCACCGUAGGAGCCACCUUCGACAAGGACCUCAUGCAUGCGCGCGGUGUCGCGCUAGGCGAGGAGUCGCGGGGAAAAGGUGUCAAUGUGCAAUUAGGCCCCGUUGUUGGACCACUAGGCCGGAAACCGAAAGCUGGUCGGAACUGGGAAGGAUUUGGGGCGGAUCCUACUCUGCAAGCUAUUGGCGGUGCGCAGACGAUCAAGGGAAUGCAGAGUACGGGGUCUAUCGCUUGUAUUAAGCAUUUCAUUGCCAAUGAGCAGGAGCUGCAUCGGAUGACCUCUGUUGUUACCAAGGCGUACUCUUCGAACUUGGACGAUCGUACAAUGCACGAGUUGUAUUUGUGGCCGUUUGCGGAGGGCGUGAGGGCUGGUGUUGGAUCUGUUAUGGUGGCUUAUAAUGAUGUGAACCAAUCCGCUUCCAGCCAAAACAGCAAACUGCUUAAUGGCAUUCUCAAGGACGAGCUUGGCUUCCAGGGCUUUGUGCUUACGGAUUGGUUGGCGCAUCAGUCUGGUGUUCAGAGUGCCUUGAGUGGUCUAGACAUGUCCAUGCCAGGAGACGGAUCCAUUCCUUUGUUCGGCGACUCUUUCUGGGGCCCGAAGCUGUCAGAAGCGGUCCUCAAUGCAAGUCUUCCUGUCGAUCGUCUGAAUGACAUGGUCACCCGGAUCGUCGCAACAUGGUACAAACUUGGACAGGACAAAGACUACCCACUCCCCAACUUCUCCAGCAACACUGAAGAGGAAAAGGGACUCCUCUAUCCAGGCGCCCUCUUCUCGCCUAGCGGCGUCGUGAACAAAUUCGUCAACGUGCAAGCCAACCACAACGCUACUGCCAGAGCGAUUGCCAGAGAUGCCAUCACGCUGUUGAAGAACGAAGACGGGGUGCUUCCUCUGCGACGGAACGACUCGCUGAAGGUAUUUGGAACCGACGCCGGGCUGAACUCGAACGGUCUCAAUUCUUGCGGUAGCAUGGCUUGUAAUAAUGGUGUUCUCGUUUCCGGAUGGGGUAGUGGUACCGCCAAACUUCCGUAUUUGGUUACUCCCCAGGAGGCUAUUGCCAAUAUCUCCUCCAACGUGGAGUUCCAUCUUACGGAUUCUUUUCCUUCGGAUGUGACGGCCAACCCCGAUGACAUCGCGCUUGUAUUCAUCAAUGCCAACUCUGGUGAGAACUUCCUCAUCGUCGAAGGCAACCGAGGAGAUCGCUCAGUGGCUGGUCUUAACGCCUGGCACCACGGAGACGACCUUGUCAAAUCUGCAGCAGACAAAUUCUCCAAGGUCGUCGUGGUUAUCCAUAGUGUUGGCCCUAUCCUAAUGGAAGAAUGGGUCGAGCUUGAUUCCGUCAAGGCAGUUGUACUCGCUCAUCUUCCUGGCCAGGAAGCGGGAUUUUCCUUGACAGACAUCCUCUUCGGCGAUUACAGCCCUAGUGGUCACCUGCCAUACACAAUAGCCCGCAAAGAGUCGGAUUAUGGGUCCAGCGUGGACCUAAUCGACAAACCAUUCGUCCAGAUCCAGGAUAACUUCGAAGAAGGCCUUUACAUCGACUACCGACACUUCCUCAAAGCAAACGUCACCCCACGCUACCCAUUUGGCCACGGCCUAUCCUACACGACCUUCAACAUGACCGCUACAAUCUCCGUAAUCACACCGCUAGAUGACGCAUACCCCUCCCCCCGUCCCAGCAAAGGCGCAACCCCAACCUACUCCAACAAAAUCCCAUCCGCAUCUGAGGCUGCCUGGCCAAAGAACUUCAACCGCAUCUGGCGCUAUCUAUACCCUUAUCUCGACCACCCCGAGAACGCCGCGUCAAACUCAUCUAAGCCCUACCCUUACCCAUCAGGUUACACGACAACCCCCCAGUCCACCCCUCGCGCCGGCGGCGCAGAAGGCGGAAAUCCAGCCCUUUGGGAGAUCGCAUUUUCUGUGCAAUCAAAAAUUACGAACACCGGUUUUCGAAACGGUCGUGCCGUGCCGCAGUUAUACGUUGAAUUACCAUCUAGUCUCGGCCUCGAAACACCACGUUUACAACUACGUCAAUUUGAAAAAACUAAGAAUCUAGGUCCCGGGGAGAGCGAGACUGUUACGCUAGAUGUUACGAGAAAGGAUUUGAGUGUGUGGGAUGUGGUGGUGCAGGAUUGGAAGGCACCGGUGAAUGGGGAGGGGGUUAGGAUUUGGAUUGGGGAGAGUGUUGCUGAUAUGAGGGUGGUUUGUGAGGUUGGUGAGGAUUGUGAGGUGCUUGGUUAG